AUGUUUAUUCUGACAACCCUCUCCGACCUGGUUCAAAUUUCCCCCGAAGACUUUUCAAAACUCAGCGCUGUUGCAAUCGAGGAUAAUAUUAAUGAGAAGUAUGCAAAUAAGGUCAUCCAAAAUGUUGGCCUCUGCAUCGGAUUCUACGACUUGCUCGAGUCCUCUGAUGGCCUGAUUGGACAUGGCACCGGCCUUGUCAAUGUUAAUGUUAAAUUCCGAUUAAUCGUCUUCCGGCCCUUCAAGGGCGAGGUUAUCCUGGGGAAAAUCACCAGUGGAACCGAGAACGGUAUCAAAAUUAGCGUUGAAUUCUUUAACGAUAUCUUCAUACCCCCCAGUCUAUUACUUGAUGGUGCUAGAUUCGACUUCGCCGACCAAGUCUGGAUUUGGGAUAACGGCGAGGGUGCAAUUUUCUACUUUGAUAUUGGCGAAACGGUGCGCUUUCGAGUUGAGGCGGAGGAGUGGCAUGAUCAGGUCCCAGACGCGCCUGAUGACCAGGAUGGUGUGGCAGUGAUGGAGAGAAAGCCGCCUUAUUCAAUCAUUGGAUCCAUGCAGAUUGCGGGCCUGGGGCUAGUUGCAUGGUGGUCUUAA
Molecule: messenger RNA, 588 nt
Organism: Histoplasma capsulatum G186AR
Lineage: Eukaryota; Fungi; Ascomycota; Eurotiomycetes; Onygenales; Ajellomycetaceae
Product: DNA-directed RNA polymerase III 25 kD polypeptide
Exons: 7
Coding region: 1-588 (195 amino acids)
Biological process (GO): transcription initiation at RNA polymerase III promoter; DNA-templated transcription
Cellular component (GO): RNA polymerase III complex
Source: RefSeq, a predicted model, not a curated record